Messenger RNA from Paramuricea clavata, 316 nucleotides. The record is from the annotation of a GenBank genome assembly. Lineage: Eukaryota; Metazoa; Cnidaria; Anthozoa; Malacalcyonacea; Plexauridae.
AUGCAGUUUUCUCCAGAGUUCCACGCAGACAGCCGACUGAUGUACUAUCACCCAACAUCACCUCAUGUUCUCUGCUCAUGUAGCAAAUGUUUUCAGAGAAAUUAUCCAGGUUACGAGAACCUGCACUUCCUACAGAGACAAGAACACGAUGCGCGGGAAAGAUACAUGUACACCGCUCAUGGUUUGCCCUUACCAUCUUCCGCGGGAAUACCUGCGACCUUUGCUCAUGCCAUAGACGCCAGACAUUAUUACCCAGCAUCUACACUUGCGGCGCAACUGCCACACUAUCCGUACGACCGAGAUUCUACUGAAUACG